Molecule: messenger RNA, 1686 nt
Organism: Cydia amplana
Lineage: Eukaryota; Metazoa; Arthropoda; Insecta; Lepidoptera; Tortricidae
Gene: NGR-A1
Product: somatostatin receptor type 2
Exons: 2
Coding region: 88-1341 (417 amino acids)
Biological process (GO): G protein-coupled receptor signaling pathway
Cellular component (GO): neuron projection; plasma membrane
Molecular function (GO): peptide binding; somatostatin receptor activity
Source: RefSeq, a predicted model, not a curated record
CAGGAUCUGCCGAGGGUCUGCGCCAUACAAAACACGAUGUAAAAUCUGCUUCAUCUCUUCUGAACCCAGACCUUCUUCAUCUUCAUCAUGGAGCUCGAAGACGUCGAAAACUAUGGCAACGGCAACUUCACCUACGACGAAAAUGGCACUUACAACGGCACGGCUUUCGAAAACUGCCCUAACAUCAACAUCCCUGUGGUCUACGUCGUCACCCAAGUUCUCUAUGCCCUUGUCUGUAUUGUUGGCCUCCUUGGGAACACCUUGGUCAUCUACGUGGUUCUGCGCUAUUCCAAAAUGCAGACAGUCACUAACAUGUACAUCGUGAAUCUUGCUAUCGCUGACGAAUGCUUCCUCAUCGGCAUACCCUUCUUGAUUACAACUAUGUCGCUCCGAGCCUGGCCUUUUGGAAGAUUCAUGUGCAAAGCCUACAUGAUUUCUACAGGAAUCAAUCAGUUCACCAGCAGCAUCUUUCUAUGUAUCAUGAGCGCGGAUAGAUAUAUAGCAGUCUGUCAUCCUAUAGCUGCACCUCGUUUACGGACGCCGUUCGUUUCGCGAGUAGUCUCCGCUGCCGCUUGGACUGCUUCUGCCCUUGUUAUGACACCUAUCUUCAUGUAUACAACUCUGAUACCUACUGAGAAUGGAUUAUCCUGCAACAUUGUUUGGCCGGAGCGAGAGUUCAACAAAGGACAGACUUCAUUCACUCUUUACUCUUUCGCACUUGGCUUCGCAGCGCCGCUGACUCUGAUCUUCGUCUUCUACUGUCUCGUCAUCAGGAAACUGAAGACAGUUGGACCAAAGAACAAGUCUAAAGAGAAGAAACGAAGUCACAGGAAAGUGACGAAGCUGGUUUUGACGGUGAUAGCGGUGUAUGUGCUUUGCUGGCUGCCGUACUGGGCGUUCCAAGUGGCUUUAAUCUACUCGCCGCCCACAGAGUGUGCCAGCCGCAUAACAGUAACAGUUUUCUUGGUAGCUGCUUGCUUCAGCUACAGUAACUCUGCGAUGAAUCCGAUCCUCUACGCGUUUCUAUCAGACAACUUCAAGAAGAGUUUCCUAAAGGCCUGCACGUGUGCAGCUGGGAAGGAUGUGAACGCGACUCUUCAUGUGGAGAACAGCGUGUUUCCAAGGAAGCGUGGAGGCGCACAAGCAAGAGCUCAAGCGAGAGCUUUGAACGAGACUCGCGCAAGUCUCUGCGUACCAGUUGGAGGUCCAUCCCGUUCUGAUGCUUCGACGGCUGUGACUACUCGUUCAGCGGUGCCGAGUGAGGCGUUCGCGUUGGAGCCCCCGCCGGGGCAAAGUGCGCCUCUGCUGGCGCCCAACGGGGUCACACAUUCAUGUAUGUGAGUGAGGCCGCGGCGCGACCGCGAUACCUCAAGCGUGUGCGUUGAGGAGGACACUCUGAUUGUGUCCUUAGACUAGAGUAGACAUAGAGAGAGAUGGACUCAAAGAGCGGGGGUGCGCGACGCGAGCCCCGUCCCGCACCGCCGCUGUAUACGAAUUGUUCCUCUAAGUCUAGUGUCAUUAAGUUUAAUUUCGUGUAAAAAAGGUGUUUCGGUCUAGGGUUGUAACGAUGAAUUUAUUAAAGUGUAGUUUUGUAUGUCAUCGUAAGUGGGGAUGUAAAAAUGUACAUAUCGUGUAAAUAUUCAUAUUUGUCACAUGUCUGAGUUGUAAUAAAAUUACAUUUGUGAA